Molecule: messenger RNA, 896 nt
Organism: Manis javanica (Malayan pangolin)
Lineage: Eukaryota; Metazoa; Chordata; Mammalia; Pholidota; Manidae
Gene: MYL11
Product: myosin light chain 11
Molecular function (GO): calcium ion binding
Source: RefSeq, a predicted model, not a curated record
UAAGGUUACCCUGGUAUGUUAAGGGCUCCCUGGGGCAGGACUAUAUAACCCCAGAGGAACAGCCCUAGACUAACUCUGCUCCUUUCUAGACAGAGCCACUGCUGUGCCCCUAGGAGAGCAAAGACAUGGCACCCAAGAAGGCCAGGAGAAGGGCAGCGGCAGAGGGUGGAAGCUCCAAUGUCUUCUCCAUGUUUGAUCAAACUCAGAUCCAGGAGUUCAAGGAGGCCUUCACGGUAAUCGAUCAGAACCGUGAUGGCAUUAUCGACAAGGAAGACCUGCGGGACACCUUUGCAGCCAUGGGGCGCCUCAAUGUGAAGAAUGAGGAGCUUGAUGCCAUGAUGAAGGAAGCCAGCGGUCCCAUCAACUUCACAGUCUUCCUGACCAUGUUUGGGGAGAAGCUCAAAGGUGCCGACCCCGAGGACGUGAUCACUGGAGCUUUCAAGGUCCUGGACCCUGAGGGGAAGGGCACCAUCAAGAAGCAAUUCCUAGAGGAGUUGCUUACCACGCAGUGUGACCGCUUCUCCCAGGAAGAGAUCAGAAACAUGUGGGCGGCCUUCCCCCCCGACGUGGGCGGCAACGUAGACUACAAGAACAUCUGCUACGUCAUCACGCAUGGCGACGCCAAGGACCAGGAGUAGGGGACCCUUCAGUUCUCUGCUGGCCAACGCAUUCCUGCCAGUACGACCCCGACACCGACUCCUAAUAAAAUUGAACUGGUCUUUGUUUCUUUUUGGCGGGCACCUUCAGCAUGUUUCAGGUGGGAGCCUGAGCUGAAAACAUUACCUGGCACAAAGCCAGUGCCCAACAAAUGAAUGAAUAAAGUGCCCCGGCGGCCUGGUGGGGUAGUUCUACCCGCUACUCCAGCCUCUUAUUCCCGCUGGUAAAGUAAAGACUCA